GCGGUAGAACGAGUGGCAUCAGCUGCAAAAGCAUGUUUUGCACAGACAACAACGCGCAUUUGAUAGACACAACAAUCAGUUGAGUGCUGAACUUUGCUGAAGCUUGUAAACGUUAUUUUUUGCGGCAACAUAGAUAGCAAUAAAGUGCUUAAAAACAUACAUACAAAGCGAGGCACUAAGAUAAAGCGCGACACUUUCAAGAAAUUAAAAUCAAUUUCAAUUUAACGAAAAAAUAUUACUCAAAAAACCCCCGCAAAGCACAAGCAAACAAUAUGGCCAGUCCACAGCUGAUCAACGAAUGGUUCGAUUUUAUGUAUCCGCUUGCGCAGCGUGCUGGCGAAAUACUGCUCGAAGGUUACGCGGAGGCAAAGGUCAGCAUCAAGACGGCAUUUUACGAUGUGGUCACCGAUUAUGAUAAUAAAAUUGAAGAAGUUCUUAUCGAACAAGUAUUGGCACGAUAUCCGGAGCACAAGUUUAUCGGCGAAGAGGAUACAGCGAAAAAUAAUCAUGUGACAAAAGCGCUAACGGACGCACCGACUUGGAUCAUUGAUCCCAUCGAUGGCACAUCGAACUUUAUCAAACAGAUACCGCAUGUGUGCAUCUCAAUCGGUUUGGCAGUAAAUAAGCAAAUCGUUUUGGGCAUCAUCAACAAUCCGGUGCAGCAGAAAAUGUACACAACAAAACUAGGUGGUGGCGCCUUUUGCAAUGGGAAGCCCAUACAUGUGAGCAAUAUUGCUAAAAUGAGCGAAGCGAAUGUGGCGUACGAGGUGUCAUUGUUGCAUGCGCAUAAAAUACGUAACAAGCAUAUAAAACGU
Molecule: messenger RNA, 815 nt
Organism: Bactrocera oleae (olive fruit fly)
Lineage: Eukaryota; Metazoa; Arthropoda; Insecta; Diptera; Tephritidae
Source: RefSeq, a predicted model, not a curated record